AUGAAGAUAUCCCAACUUUUAGUGUUAUCUUUAAUAAUUUUACAACCUGUUUAUUGCCAAUUAAUCAGACCUAAUUAUAUUUAUGAACAAAUUAUCUAUGGUAUCAAGAAAUACUAUAAUAAUGAGUGUAUUUUAUUAAUUUAUGCUACACCUUCUUCAGAAAUAAUUCAAGAUGUUGAUCAAGGUACCAGGCUAAAAGAUCUCCAAGAAUAUUUCAGCAAACUUAAGAUACGGACACUUAUGAUGGAUAUUGAAACCUUUGUGCUAGGAGUCAAUGAGAGUAUUUAUCACAUUAGGAGACCACUUUUUGUAUUUCUGAAUGACUUUAGUGAUAUCAGAACACAGUUCACGACUAUGAUAGCACCCUGGACAGACAUGGCUUAUCCUCAGUGGUUGAUAUUUUUUCGUGAUCAAACAACGAUUGAAUAUUUUUUUUCUCAUAUUUAUAUUCCAUUUGAUUGCGAAUUCAUGAUCUCCAAGAGUUAUACAUACUCAAAAAACCGAGAAAUAAUCACAGAAAUUUAUCAGAUCGACAGAGGAAAAGAAUUACGAGAACAAACUUUUGCAAUUUGGAGUGCAAGAACAGGAAUAGAAUUUCCUAAAUUGACUCUUUAUCAACGACGUAACAAUCUGCAUGGCCAUCGAUUGAAAGUCAUUUCAAUCGAAGAUCCACCUUCGUCCAAAAUAAUUCGAAAUGAAAGGAACAAGGUGAUUGGACUUGCUGGUUUCUUUGGUGGAGUUAUAGAAUUGUUACAAGAAAGUAUGAAUUGCACCGUAAUUUAUCAAGCAGCAGAUGAAUGGGGCCAACUUUUAGACAAUGGAACCUGGACUGGAGCGAUAGGAUCAUUGAUAAAUGGAAAUUCCGAUAUUUUGGCUGCAGAAUUGCUGAUGACUCAACAACGUUUAGACUUUAUUAAAUUUACAACUCCUCUUUAUUCAACCAAAUGUCGUACAUAUAUUAAAAGGCCACAAAAUUCAGUACUGUGGGACAAGUUUAUCAUGCCAUUCACAGCAGGUAUCUGGAUUACACUUGGAAUAAUACAAAUAUCAACUACUAGUUCUCUUCUUAUUAUCAAGUAUGUGUCAUCUAAAAUACAUAAAGACAUUGAAGAUACUGAUCGUUCUCAAAGCUACCACGUUUUUUUUGAUGUUCUUGGAACACUUUGUGGUCAAGGAAUGGAUAUGUCAUUAUUGAAUUCAAUUCGCAUGGUUCAUUUUGCAAUUCAUUUGACUGGAGUGGUCGUUAUGGCAGCAUAUUCAGCAGCAUUAAUAAGUUCAUUAGCAAUUGUUGUUUAUGAAAAACCUUUCGAUUCGAUAGAAGGUCUUUUGAGAGAUGGAACUUAUCGAUUUGGAAUGGCUCAAUCUGCUUAUGGUUUCUUUCAAAAUGCUACAGAUAAAGUGAUGGUUCGUUUUCUUAAUGAAGUCCUGUCAAAGGAAGAUGCUUUACCAUUAAAUUAUUUAGUUGGACUAUCACAAGUCUGUAAAGAAAACAAGUAUGCUUUAAUGGCAUUAGAUACUGCAGUUUUUGAGCUCGAACCAUCAUUAAGCUGUGAAGUGAUUCCAUUAAAUACUAUCGCUGAAGUUUCUAUUAGUCUAGCUCUUAGACCUAGAAAUCCAUUCCGUGAGAUCAUUAAUAAUAAUAUAUUGAUGAUGCGAAAUAGUGGCAUACUCCGAAAGUUAUUGGAUUCUAUCUGGAAAUAUCCUGGAGAUGAAGAAAAAAGACUUUGGGCAGUGGUAGAAAUUACUGAUAUCUAUUCUCUUAUAGCAGUCGUUACUACUUCCAGCGUUUUAAGUAUUAUUAUGAUGUGUGGAGAACGAGCAGUCAAGAUAAUAAAACGAAUGAAAAGAAGAAAACGAAAAUUGGCUUCAAAACGUGCAUUAAAAAAAUUCAGAAAAAUAGAACUACACUUUCAUAAUAAUUUUUUAGAAUAAUAUUUUAGAAACAAUUUUACUUUAUUU
Chelonus insularis is the source of this 1959-nucleotide messenger RNA. Its product is annotated as glutamate receptor ionotropic, delta-2-like. The coding region runs from base 1 to 1932 and encodes 643 amino acids. The transcript has 10 exons. Gene Ontology annotation, molecular function: ligand-gated monoatomic ion channel activity. The record is from RefSeq and is a predicted model, not a curated record. NCBI's taxonomy places the organism in Eukaryota, Metazoa, Arthropoda, Insecta, Hymenoptera, Braconidae. Gene Ontology annotation, cellular component: membrane.